Messenger RNA from Aegilops tauschii subsp. strangulata, 528 nucleotides. RefSeq lists its product as uncharacterized. NCBI's taxonomy places the organism in Eukaryota, Viridiplantae, Streptophyta, Magnoliopsida, Poales, Poaceae. The record is from RefSeq and is a predicted model, not a curated record.
AUGGCCACAUCGAGCUCCUCCAAGGACAAGUUCUUCAAAAGGGUAAUCAACCCCUACUUGUCGGAGGUGCUGAAGCACCCUCAAACCAUCGAGAUGCAUGAGGGAGUGCUCCACAUCCGGGAUAUUCAAGGGCCCAAGGGGACGGGAACCGUGGAGGCCAGGCUCGAAGCCAUGGAGCAGGAGGUCUUCAAGUGCAAGGGAAUGGUGGAGCGUGAAAUCAAUGCCAACCACCUCAUGAUUACAGAUUCCACCAGUGAUCACAAGGUGGAUGACCGGUCCAUGAAGUACAUCGCCUUCACCCUCAACGAGCAAAUCAACUUUCUGCAAAGCCAAAUCUAUGAUCUAAAAAAUCAAGUCUUUGAAUAUGAGGCAAGAUUUAAAGGUAUGAGUUUAGCUGCCAGUUGUAGGACUCAUGAUACUCAUUCUUCCUCUUAUGAUGGUGAGCUUCUUCCAUGGAAGCCGGAGGAUAAGCUCACUACUACUUCAUCACCACAACCACCAUCAUCUUCCCCACAAAAGGAGACUUAA